AUGGUUCGAUGGAAAUUCUUAAGUGAUGAAGGAAAAUCUGAUUCUAGCUCCUUUAGGGCAAACCUCCUUUGGCAAAGAAAACACUUAAGCAGCAGCAGCAGAAGUGAAGUUUCAUCCAUUAGAUCUUACCACACAGUCCGCAGCUUCAGUUUCAAGAUUUUGUUAGUGCAUAUCAGGAAAGCUACACCAUUUCUUAUCCAAGUUUGCCUAAGGCAUCUAAAAACUAUGGAUAUGGCACUAACUGACUCUGACUGGGAUAGCUCCAGCGACAGUGGUAGCAGUGAACAUGAAGAAGCCGAGUUUUCUUACGGCGGACGGGCACAGAACAUCUUCUCAAACCUUGAAGAGACCAUUGGCAAAAUCGACGAGUUCUUGUCGUUCGAGAGGGGAUUUCUGUAUGGCGACAUAGUCCGGUCCUCAACUGAACCAUCAGGACAGACUGGCAGGGUUAUCAACAUUGACAUGUCUGUCAAUCUCGAGAGCAUUCAUGGGAAGAUCGUCAAGGAAGUUGAUACCAAGAGGCUUCAAAGGUUGCGUUCUAUCUCACUCUGUGAUUAUGUGAUCAACGGACCUUGGCUUGGAAGAGUUGACAAGAUAGUUGAGCGUGUCUCUGUCACUCUUGACGAUGGUUCCAAUUACGAGGUUCUUGUAAACGAUCAAGAUAAACUUGUGGCUCUUCCUCCGAAUUUGCUUGAGGAUUCUCAGUAUUCGUACUACCCUGGGCAGAGAGUUCAGGUAAAGCUUGCACAUGCUCCAAGAUCAACAACAUGGUUAUGCGGGAACUGGAGAGAGAACCAGGUUUUUGGAACUGUUUCUGCUGUAGAAGCAGGACUUGUCUACGUUGAUUGGCUUGCCUCCAUGGUAAUGGGGGGUGAUCAGAAGUUAGCUACACCUCAAGCUUUGCAGAAUCCUGAGAAUUUAACUUUGCUACCAUCUGUUUCUCAUGCAAGUUGGCAGCUUGGUGACUGGUGCAUACUCCCUGGCUCUCCUCACUGUGAUAUAGCAGAGCAGAAAACUCCGAACGUGGUCGCCUACAAUCUCAACGAAGGCCAUACGACAUUCCAAAAAGGUUUUAACAGAAAUAUGCAGAGCUCAAGUUCGGAUGAGCUUUUUGUUAUUACGAAGACAAAGAUGAAGGUUGAUGUUAUGUGGCAAGAUGGUAGCUGCAUUCUGGGAGUUGAUUCUCAACAGUUGCUUCCUGUUGGUGCUGUUAAUGCGCAUGAUUUUUGGCCUGAGCAGUUUGUUGUGGAAAAGGAAACUUGCAACAGCAAAAGAUGGGGAGUUGUGAAGGCUGUCAAUGCAAAGGAACAGACUGUGAUGGUACAAUGGACAACACUGGUUGAGAAAGAAGCUACGCGUUGUGUUGGUGAGCAGAUGGAGGAAAUUGUCAGUGCGUAUGAACUGCUUGAGCACCCUGAUUUCGGAUUCUGUUUCAGCGAUGUAGUGUUCAGGUUACUUCCAGAAGGAAAUAUUGAUCCAAAUGCAGACAAAAUCGUUGCUACGGGGAUGAAACACCUACUUACAGAGAGUGGCUACAGUGGCGCAUACUGUUUGUCUAGCAUUGGUGUUGUUACAGGCUUCAAAAAUGGUGUCGUGGAGGUGAAAUGGGCCAAUGGUUCUACUAGUAAGGUAUGUACUAUGCUACUUUUGGUUCCUCAAAAAGACUAUAUUAUAUGCUGA
Microthlaspi erraticum is the source of this 1680-nucleotide messenger RNA. The record is from the annotation of a GenBank genome assembly. NCBI's taxonomy places the organism in Eukaryota, Viridiplantae, Streptophyta, Magnoliopsida, Brassicales, Brassicaceae.